This is a messenger RNA of Perca flavescens (yellow perch), 1767 nucleotides long. Its product is annotated as mucin-2. NCBI's taxonomy places the organism in Eukaryota, Metazoa, Chordata, Actinopteri, Perciformes, Percidae. The transcript is spliced from 10 exons. The record is from RefSeq and is a predicted model, not a curated record. The coding region runs from base 1 to 1767 and encodes 588 amino acids.
AUGUUGCUCUCUCUGCUGCUUCUGCUGCUGCUGCUGCCAAUCUGCAGCGCCCAGGCUACUAGUUUUUAUGGGACAGUGAUGACUUACUACCCAAAAAACACUUACGCAGAUGGAUCUGUCACAGUGGUCCUACGCUAUAAGCUAAGCUUCAGCACUUGCCAAGAGAAUGCCUUGUGGACCUGUGGCAGUGGGAAUUGUGGGAAUGAGAGUUCUUUAGUGCUAAACAUUGUGGACCAGGAGAGCAGCGGAGAGUGGUGUCAGAGAGAGGGAAUCAUGACUCGCCAGGUUCCUAGCAACGCUCCGUUUCAUCUGGUAGUUCCUUCAAACUGUGAGAGAAAUUUCAGCCUGUUGGCGUUUGACCCUGACGGAGACGAGGUUAGAUGCAGAUCUGGGCUCGUAACAAUAUCCUCCUGUAUUCUGUCAUUCAUCCCAGCAGCUAACAGUUUUGAAGGUGCGUACGUCCAACAGCUGGUGAUGGAGGACUUUCCCAGGCAGAAUAUCACACUGACUCAAACCAACGGGUUGCAGACGAUCAUAACUCCCAAUGAAGCUAUCAGCGAAAUACCUGUCCAGUUUGCUUUAAGACUGGACCCUGUGGUGCCAUCUUGCACAGCGGGAAUCUAUCUGCCCAAAUUCCUGCCUCCAACCCCAGCCAACAGAGCUCAGCUUUACACCUCUGUCAAUCAGACCCUGGAAAUCAAUAUCAGUGCAAAGGCAAAUGUCUCCACAAUAACUGAGCUGCUGUUCAGCGGGCCACACAACAUAGUCCAGACUACAUCAGGAACAGGACAGUACACCCUGAGAUGGACGCCAUCUGAACAAGAAGAUGGAGAAAGCCACCCGAUCUGCUUUGUUGUCCAGGCAGUUUCCAAUUCCACCAAGUAUCAGUCUGAGCUUCGAUGUGUCAUUGUCAGUGUUGGAAACGCAACCAUUCUUCCAACUACUACACCAGUACUAACAACCAACAUCACUAUACCGACCACACAAAACACAACCAUUACAAUCACUAUGCCAACUACAACAACCCCACAAACAACAACCACAGAUCCGCCAACAACUACCCCACUGACCACAUCAAACAUCACUAUGCCAACUACAACAACCCCACAAACAACAACCACAGAUCCGCCAACAACUACCCCACUGACCACAUCAAACAUCACUAUGCCAACUACAACAACCCCACAAACAACAACCACAGAUCCGCCAACAACUACCCCACUGACCACAUCAAACAUCACUAUGCCAACUACAACAACCCCACAAACAACAACCACAGAUCCGCCAACAACUACCCCACUGACCACAUCAAACAUCACUAUGCCAACUACAACAACCCCACAAACAACAACCACAGAUCCGCCAACAACUACCCCACUGACCACAUCAAACAUCACUAUGCCAACUACAACAACCCCACAAACAACAACCACAGAUCCGCCAACAACUACCCCACUGACCACAUCAAACAUCACUAUGCCAACUACAUUUAUAACCCCACCAACUACAACCACCAUUCCUGCAACAGCUACCCCAUUAACAGCAACCAUCACUACUACAGCAAGUCCACCACCAGUUCCUACACCUGAAACCACAACAGCUGUACCCAACAUCUCAAACCAAUUUGUUGUUAUUUUGAGAGUGAAGUUUUCCUCUCCAUCUCCACUGUCUGAAGGCUACAUCAUACAACAGAUCAGAGAUGAACUGCUGAGAAAGGGACUGUCUUUAAAUGUGAUUGUACGCCUUCUCAGUAUUGUGCAACAGUAA